Brienomyrus brachyistius is the source of this 2264-nucleotide messenger RNA. Its product is annotated as rho-related GTP-binding protein RhoA-C-like. The transcript has 5 exons. NCBI's taxonomy places the organism in Eukaryota, Metazoa, Chordata, Actinopteri, Osteoglossiformes, Mormyridae. Gene Ontology annotation, molecular function: GTP binding; GTPase activity. Gene Ontology annotation, cellular component: cleavage furrow; dendritic spine. Gene Ontology annotation, biological process: small GTPase-mediated signal transduction; cell migration; stress fiber assembly. The coding region runs from base 250 to 831 and encodes 193 amino acids. The record is from RefSeq and is a predicted model, not a curated record.
UCCGCAUGUGGAGCUAACUGAAUAGCCGGUUAGCUUGUUGUCUUCCUAAUCUUCGAUAUAAAAAGAAAAAAAACGAACUUCUUAAAGGCUGAGCGUGUCCUAUAUGUAAUACUGUACUGUUGCUGGGAACCAUUAAGUUUGAAUGUUUUUUUGGCCCACUACACGGAUUUUUAAUUUAACUUAAAAGUGUGGUUUGUUAGGCAGCAGUUCGCAUAAGCCUGGGAGAGGACUAGGUCACACUUCUUUGUCAUGGCAGCCAUCCGUAAAAAGCUGGUGAUUGUUGGGGAUGGAGCCUGUGGGAAGACCUGUCUCCUCAUACUUUUUAGCAAAGACCAGUUCCCUGAGGUGUACGUUCCCACCGUUUUUGAGAACUACGUUGCCGACAUUGAGGUCGAUAGUAAACAGGUGGAGCUUGCUCUUUGGGAUACAGCUGGACAAGAGGACUAUGACAGACUGAGGCCCCUUUCUUACCCUGAUACAGAUGUCAUCCUCAUGUGUUUUUCUAUAGACAGUCCAGACAGUUUGGAGAACAUACCAGAAAAGUGGACACCUGAGGUGAAGCACUUUUGCCCUAAUGUCCCAAUUAUACUUGUGGGCAAUAAGAAAGACCUGCGAAAUGACGAUCACACGCGCCGGGAACUGGCCAAGAUGAAGCAGGAGCCAGUAAAACCAGAGGAGGGGCGGGAUAUGGCAAACCGCAUUAAUGCUUUUGGCUAUCUGGAGUGCUCAGCCAAGGCAAAUGAUGGUGUGAGAGAAGUGUUCGAGAUGGCAACCAGGGCAGCACUUCAAGCCAAGAAACGUGGCAAGAAGAGUGCCUGCCUCCUGCUAUAGAGAACCCAGCGAUUGGAGGGAGCGUUGUGGAGAGAAGGGGGAUCUAAGCAGGCCAAGGAGAAUUGGGAGGGGUGGGGAGAGGAGGCAACGGUGUCCUGGGGCAGAAGGUUUUGUAGGGAGAAACGGAGGAAAAGACUAUCAAACCUGCUCAAAAGAGAAGGGAUGUUCAUGUCGGGAUAAGCUCUAAAGAAAAGGGAGGUAACAUUUUCAUGGCCAAGUUUCCAAGUUUAUAAAUGUUCACUGCAGUCAUUUUUUAGGAAAGAUUAUAUUUGAUGUUAGCUUUGUACUGUUGCUCAAUUAAAUCGGUCUCCGGCAAUGGAAAGAUAUGACGCAAAUAAUAAAGAGGCAGAUUCGUACUGGACUCGGGCGGUCUUUUUGAUUCUUGAUUUUAUUUUUUUCCCCCCUUUUCAUUUUGGUAAAAACAAAUGCAACUCCAGUUGGAGGUGCAGUGUUGGGGGAACUGCGUGUAUCACCAGAUAUGUCCCUACUUCCCUGGCAAGUGACUUGACAGGGAUGCCUGUUUGUGAAUGUCAGUGAGUCUCUAUCUCUCUCUCUCACGCUCUCUCUCUCUCCGUCAGUUUCCCUGUGAAUGUAUGUCAAGACAGGCAGUCCCAUUCACUUAUAGAAUAACCACCUCCUCCACGAGUUACUAUUAUCAAAACGUUUAGGGAACAAACUGAAAAUUCUACCAAACUUAAAACAAUUAUCCACUUCAGUGGUUCAUUGAGGCAACCUGCCGUUUCUGUAUUCUCAAUGUUAAUAAUAUUAAUAUUAUUUACCUUUCCAUAUAAAAUUGAAACGAAAUGCAUAAAAAACCACGUCAGUUCAGUUAAUUGUAAUUGCGUUUUUAUAUGCUUUGUGUAUUGUAGAUUAAACUACUACUAAAGUAACUGGAAUUUGUGGUAUUUGUGAUGUGGGCUUUGAGGUGGGUUUUAUUGGUGUAAAUUUGAAUAACAAACACUUAAGUCAUGAUUUUGAAAGGACCACAGAUUUUGGGAAUAUUUUCUGGCUGAUAAUUUUGCGAGAUGUGGGAGUCUAGUUUGUAAUGAGCGGGUGUCUCACUCUCCCUGUAUAAAAUACAAUGUUUCUCCCACCAUCCUUCUCCAUGUCCCCCUCCGAUUUGUCUAUUCUCCCCUUUAUUUGCUCUUGUACUGUAUAUUUAACCCUGUGUGAAAUUUUACUGGCUUGUCUUUGUAUCAGUUAUGCCUCUUUUGCUAAAUGUAGAACUUAAUUUUAAAGAGUAAAUGUAUAAAACCGGAACAAAUACAACUUAAUGUUAAAAUAUUAAAUGAGAAACUUUUUUUUUUUAAAUGAGGAUAUUAACAUUUAAUUGAAUGAAACAAUGGAGCAAAUAACCUUUUGUACACAUGCAUCUUGGAAUUUCCUGUCUGCUUUUAAAUGUUCUUUAAAAAAAUAAAAUGUUUUUAGGGUAA